UCAGAAAUUCUACGCUCACAAAUCGUUUCACGCUGGUUCGAUCAAUCCUGUUCUACGAACACAGCCGUUGCUUAUCUCAGAUCUCAGUGUUGUUUUGAUUCGUUGUCAGAGAACAAAUAAGAGUACAGUAUUUAUUCGAACUCUUGCGAGAAGUUAAGAGGCACGAUAAACAUAAAUACCCAAAGGGUAUGUUUCACGGAGAGACGGACAAUCACAAACAACGAGGCAAAGAAAAGUUCGUUACACUUCUUUUUGGCAUGCUAAUGAUCUGGAUCAUAUGGCCGGACGUCACGCGAUACGAUUUUAAUUCUGAUACAUAUCGUGCAUGUUAAACGUAACGUUACGACGUCGAUGCACGAUGUCGUCGGGUGUGAAGUAACGUGAUGAUGCGCGACUUUAUGUCAGGAGCGCGCGAUAACGAAACGGAAAGGAUAAAAUGAGCCGUCCUAAGUGGGACAUAUUAUGGUCCCCUUUUCACUCGGACCGAUUUAUCACAUGGGACAGCGACGCAGUACUGAAUCUCUAUGAGAUCGGACUGCGAGAUAAUAGUGUACGGGAAAACGAUCAGACUUAUUUGCAAAUCUCGGAGCAUUCUGUGGCUGAGCUGAUCUCCUCUAUUACAAUCAACAGCUAUGCAAAAUGCAUUGACUUAUAUCCACAACCAGAGCUAGACAUUGUUGCUAGUGGCCAUGCAAAUGGAAAAAUCGUUCUGAGUACUCUUAGUCCUGUGGAAUUUGACUACCAAGGCCUAGCUGGAAAAGAAUUCUUUCCUAAAUAUAUGCGGUCAUGCAAUGUUGUUGCAUGGAAUCCUAUGGAAACUCACCUGAUCAUGUCUGGUCUGGAUAAACAUAGCAAGGAACACUCUGUGUUACUUUGGGAUGUGCUUCAUUGUCCAAAAGGCUCGGAACGACCAAUAGUAGAAGCAGGCAUAUCAGAAACAAUACAUUCCGCUGUUUGGUUCAAGCAUGAAUCGAGAUGUUUGGCUCUCGGCGUCAAUAACAAACAGUUAAAAGUUAUUGACUUUAGAGAUUCUGCAAAGAUGGUAAAUGUUACCCCUACAAAAGCGAUAUAUAAUCUAUCAGUAAAUCCUCAUAAUAAUUAUCAGUUACUUUCGCACGUUGAUAAUCUGAUCACAAUAUGGGAUAUUCGAUGUUUCGAGAAACCAAUAGUUACCAUAAUGCCACAACGACAGGUUACAAAAGUGCUCUGGUGUCCUACUAGACGGAAUCUAAUUGGUACAUUACAAAAAGACUCAGUUGGUUUGCAUCUCUUUGACAUUCAAUAUUGCGGAAUAGACGACACUGAACCAGGUGUCUUGGAAAGGGUCGUUUUACCACCGUGGCAUAGUCCCAUAAGUUUUUCAUGGCAUCCGACCGAUGAGAAUCGUUUGUUAGCAAUAUCACAACAAGGCGUGACUGAUUACACCGUAUCUGAGAGAAUAACGCUCAAUUGGUCAGCUCGAUCGUGUCUGAUGUGGAAUUGUGCUUUUAAAUCGUUUAAGUAUAUACAUAGCGAGGAUAGUGUUUACAAAGAGUUGGAUGAUAUCUCGGUUUUAACUAAGAGACGUGCUAUGCUCGAAUAUGGUUUACUUUCGGAUUUAGCUCACAAUGGUGAUGUAGCCGAAAACGCAACUUUAAAAAAUUUAUGGCAAUGGUUGUAUCUAAGUCGUUCUUUAGUAGAAGACGGCACUAUACAAAGUCCUGACGUGAAGCAUCCUGGUGUAAGGACAGUCUUGAAGUUUGAGCAUCAAAAUCCAAGCAAUGGCUUGAAAUCAGAAGUGAUUCAUCGCCCAUGGUCGGAUUUAGGUUCCGGUUAUGUAACGAAAGUCUACAGAUCGCUAGACAGAGAAAGGAGUCUUCUUCUGUGCGGUUUGCGAUUUGAUAGAGAAACUAACAUCGCAUACGAUAAUGCGUAUCUAGACAAAUUAGAGAAGGAAGGUGCAUACGCGAAAGCAGCCGCAUUCGCAGUAUUCAAUCUUUGUCUAAGGCAAGCUAUAGAUAUUUUGAAUCGAGGUGCAAGCAAGACACAAACGACUAUUCUGAAUAUGGUAGCUAUGGCGCUAUCAGGUUUUUCCGAAGAGCGUACUACGCUGUGGAGAGAAUCGUGCCAGAAAUCUAAAUCUCAAUUAUCAGAUCCUUAUUUGAGAGCGACAUUCGGUUUCUUGACUGCGGAUAACGAUUCCUAUGAAAGCGUACUUAAUGAAAACGGCAUGGCUGUUGAAGAUCGAGUAGCAUUCGCUCUCAUGUUUUUAUCGGAUAAUAAACUCUACGAGUACUUAAAAAGACUAACCCAGAAGGUAAUUGAAGAGGGAGAUCUAGCAGGCUUCUUGGUUACAGGUACGAGUACAGAAAGUAUCCAAUUAUUGAGCAAAUAUUUGGAGAUCACCUCGGACGUUCAGAGCUGUACUCUUAUUGCUAUCAGAACUUUUUCGCCAAAAUUGCUUCAGGAGAAUCAGGUUCAAGUAUGGAUUUCUAGUUACAAACAUCUCUUGAACGCGUGGAAAUUAUGGUUUCAAAGAGCCAAAUUUGACAUUGUUAUGAGAUCUUUAACACCACAGGACAAACCGCCACAGCAGAUACAUGUAUCAUGUCAUUUCUGUGGCAAAAGCAUAUCAGCUUCCAUGCAAGGAUUAAGUAGAACGAGAGUCCCGUUUGGUAGAUUAGGCGGUACUCCUAACAAAUUGAAGAUGACAGCAUGCCCGAAUUGCCGCAAACCUUUACCACGCUGUGCAAUAUGUUUGAUGCACAUAGGUACGGUCAGUGGAUUGCAAACUGCUCCCAGUCCUGGCGGCAGCAGGAACGAGGAAUGCAAUAGCAAGCUUACGGAAUUCAGUAGUUGGUUCUCGUGGUGUUUAACAUGUAAACACGGUGGACAUAGCGAACACAUAGCCCGGUGGUUUCGACAACAUACUGAAUGUCCUGUAACAUCUUGCAAUUGUCGCUGUUCAUCUUUAGAUUAUACACGUAAUACAAGUGUGACAUAAGUAUCCUUUUAUAUACCAAACUUUGAAAUAUUCAUAUACACACACACACGUACAUUACUGAGAUGAUUUAUUUUUAUUAGUUCUAGAAUUUCGCAUGUUUUGUAUCUAAUCCAAUUUGAUUGAUUUUAUGUAUAGACAAAGGAAUGCUUAUAUUUGAAUACUCUUUUUUAUAUUGCAGCAUUUCUUGUUAUUAUUAUAGUAAACAUAUAUAUCAAAUUGGCAGAAUGUAAAAAGAAAAGUAUGAGAAAGAAUGGAACAGAGUAAACAAUUUGCA
Molecule: messenger RNA, 3257 nt
Organism: Pogonomyrmex barbatus (red harvester ant)
Lineage: Eukaryota; Metazoa; Arthropoda; Insecta; Hymenoptera; Formicidae
Gene: mio
Product: GATOR complex protein mio
Biological process (GO): positive regulation of TORC1 signaling; cellular response to amino acid starvation
Cellular component (GO): cytoplasm
Molecular function (GO): protein binding
Source: RefSeq, a predicted model, not a curated record